Messenger RNA from Archocentrus centrarchus (flier cichlid), 1292 nucleotides. Its product is annotated as galectin-related protein B. Lineage: Eukaryota; Metazoa; Chordata; Actinopteri; Cichliformes; Cichlidae. The record is from RefSeq and is a predicted model, not a curated record. Gene Ontology annotation, molecular function: carbohydrate binding. The transcript is spliced from 4 exons. Bases 117 to 554 code for a protein of 145 amino acids.
GACAGUCUCUAUGACAACGCAGUGCAGGCGGGGUUUGCCGGCUGGAGGCAGAGUCAGUCGGUCCUCAGUGUGUGUCGCCGCUCCAAAUCUCCACACUGCAUCACGCCCUGAGUGGAAUGGAAGAAAAGGACAAUAAAGAAAAUGGGGAGUAUAUCGGAGAGAUAAAAGGUGGGCUGCGGCCUUCAAUGAAACUGGUUGUGAUGGGAAUUGUUGACAAAAAAGCCAAGAGCAUUGAGGUUACUCUUUCCACUAAGCCACAGGAAGAAGACACAGAGGCGGAUGUGGGUCUGCAGCUAAAGGUCAGCUUUAGGGAUAAGGCUGUCCAACGAAACGCCCGCUUGGAUGGAAAAUGGGGUCCUUCUGAAAAUACUCUCUCCUUCUUUCCUUUUGCACCUGGAGAAUCCUUCAAGAUGGAAAUAGUUUGUGAACACCAGCAGUUUCGUAUCUUGGUGGAUGGACAGCCUCUGUGCGGCUUCACCCACCGGCUCUCCCAGCUCGCCUCCCUCACAGCCUUACGAGUUUUUGGCGAUCUACAGCUCACCAAGGUGGCCUAACACCAGCGUCUCAUCCACAGAUAACUAACAUGAGGAUGCCCUGGGACAUUAGAAUAGAUCUACUUUCUGAGUGCAUAAAUUUUCCCAUGUGGGGGAUGUUGUGUUUCCAUUUUCAGACAAAGUUAUACCUGCCUCGUAAUCACGUGUUAAGACAAAGUGCCUUCACUAAGAUUACCUGUCUGGAGACUUGAAGUCAUCAAUCUCUCAAAUCAAAUGAGGAAUGUGAUUUUAACUGAAGCGAAUUAAGUUAUAAACAACGCGAUCUGAGCUAUACUAUUUUUCCUGAAUGAAUAUUUGUACAAACAUGAUGUGUUAUUUCAAAAAUUAAGUGUUUUGUGAUCUAAGAAAGAGAUUUCAGGCAUUUUGUCUUUAUUUCUCUGAGGUUAACCUUUGAAAGCACUUAUGUUUACGAGCGCCUGCAUGAAGACGAAUGUUUCCGAAACUGAAUACCUAACAAAGAUUGUCAUUCUGUGCCCGACUAAGUACUGUAACAGGCGUAAUAAUGUAAAAAAAAAAUAAUUAUUAGCCUCCAUUAGUGCAUGCCAGUGUCACAGUGUGCUUGUGUCCUGAUUAAACACAACGCUGGAAGGAUUAGAUCCUGUCCAACUUUUUGUUUUUUACACCAACUUUGGCUUUGAAAACACCCACCGGUUUGUGUGCUUCAUUUACAAUUAGCACUUUUUAUGUAAAUGUUUCAUAUUGACUUUAUUUCACUGCAAUAAAUCACCUUUGUUGUUA